Molecule: messenger RNA, 2086 nt
Organism: Mirounga angustirostris (Northern elephant seal)
Lineage: Eukaryota; Metazoa; Chordata; Mammalia; Carnivora; Phocidae
Gene: PLTP
Product: phospholipid transfer protein
Exons: 15
Coding region: 170-1723 (517 amino acids)
Biological process (GO): high-density lipoprotein particle remodeling; phospholipid transport; ceramide transport
Molecular function (GO): ceramide transfer activity; phosphatidylcholine intramembrane carrier activity; ceramide binding
Source: RefSeq, a predicted model, not a curated record
GAGGGAGGAGGGGAGAGCGGGAGCCAGGAGGGGGGGGGUCGGAGAGGCCCGGCAUUAUAAAGGCGGCUGGACCAGCACAGCCCGCCAGACCCCGCCGCCCGGAUCCCCUGCGCAGCCCGCCGCCCCACGUGACCGCACCGACCCCCAGCUCCGCCGCAGCCCGCUCGCCAUGGCCCUCUUUGGGGCCCUCCUCCUAGCGCUUCUGGCAGGCGCUCAUGCGGAGCUCCCCGGCUGCAAGACCCGCGUCACCUCCCAGGCGCUGGAGCUGGUGAAGCAGGAGGGCUUGCGCUUUCUGGAACAAGAGCUGGAGACCAUCACCAUUCCGGACCUGCGGGGCCGGGAGGGCCACUUCUACUACAACAUCUCGGAGGUGAAGGUCACAGAGCUGCAGCUGACAUCCUCUGAGCUCCAUUUCCAGCCGGAGCAGGAGCUGGUGCUACAAAUCAGCAACGCGUCCUUGGGGCUGCGCUUCCGGAGGCAGCUUCUCUACUGGUUCUUCUAUGAUGGGGGCUAUAUCAAUGCCUCUGCCGAGGGUGUGUCCAUCCGCACUGCUCUGCAGCUCUCCCGGGAUGCCACUGGCCGUAUCAAGGUGUCCAACGUCUCCUGCCAGGCCUCGGUCUCCAGAAUGCACGCGGCCUUCGGGGGAACCUUCAAGAAGGUAUAUGAGUUCCUCUCCACAUUCAUCACCUCGGGGAUGCGCUUCCUCCUCAACCAGCAGAUCUGCCCCGUGCUUUACCACGCAGGGAUGGUGCUCCUCAAUUCCCUCCUGGACACAGUGCCUGUUCGCAGCUCUGUGGAUGAGCUGGUUGGCAUCGACUACUCCCUCCUGAAGGAUCCUGUAGCGUCCGACAGCAGUCUGGACAUGGUCUUCCGGGGGGCCUUCUUUCCCCUCGCUGAGGGGAACUGGAGCCUGCCCAACCGGGCGGUAGAGCCCCAACUGCAGGAGGAGGAGCGGAUGGUGUACGUGGCCUUCUCGGAGUUCUUCUUUGACUCUGCCAUGGAGAGCUACUUCCGGGCGGGGGCCCUGCAGCUGUCACUGGUGGGGGACAAGGUGCCCCACGAUCUGGACAUGCUGCUGAGGGCCACCUACUUUGGGAGCAUCGUCCUGCUGAGCCCAGCAGUGAUCGACUCCCCGCUGAAGCUGGAGCUGCGCGUCCUGGCCCCACCUCGCUGCACCAUCAAGCCCUCGGGUACCACGGUCUCUGUCACUGCCAGUGUCACCAUCGCCCUGGUCCCGUCAGACCAGCCCGAGGUCCAGCUAUCCAGCAUGACCAUGGACGCCCGUUUCAGCGCCAAGAUGGCACUCCGGGGGAAGGCGCUGCGCACCCAGCUGGACCUGCGCCGGUUCCGAAUCUACUCGAACCAGUCCGCCCUGGAGUCGCUGGCCGUGAGUUGGGGGGUGGCGGGGGUGCCGAGGCUGGGUCGGGGCCGGGCAGCGAAGGCCAGGCUGCUUCCUGCUGGCUGCCCUAAUGUCCUGCCUCCUCCCUCCCAGCUGAUCCCACUGCAGGCCCCUCUGAAGACCAUGCUGCAGAUUGGGGUGAUGCCCAUGCUCAAUGAGCGGAUGUGGCGGGGGGUGCAGAUCCCGCUGCCCGAGGGUAUCAACUUUGUGCGUGAGGUGGUGACGAACCAUGCGAGUUCUCCAGCCCUCUGCACAGCUGGGCUGUCACCUUGUAAACCUCUUCCCGGAUUCCACCCCCAAUAUCUACUCAUCUUGAACGUCUGAGCUAAGAGGUCACCUCCUCUAGGAAGCCCUCCUUGACCUCCACAGACUGUGCUCCUGCAGCCUCUCUUUUACACCCUUCACAGGGAGCUAGAAGAACUUCUUUGCUGUUCCUCCUGUCCCACUAAAUUGAGAACCCCUCGAGGCUAAAGACUUUGUCUGUAUUUUGAAAUUUUGGUCUGUGAUGGAAUAAACAGACUCCCCUCUCUGCCCCACCGCACAGGGCUUCCUCACCAUUGGGGCCGACCUCCACUUUGCCAAAGGGCUGCGAGAGGUGAUCGAGAAGAACCGGCCUGCCGACACCAGGGACCCCUGGGCAUCCAGUGCCCCACCACCCUCCACGACAGCUGCCUGAGCCCUCAAGCC